Molecule: messenger RNA, 1740 nt
Organism: Aspergillus aculeatinus CBS 121060
Lineage: Eukaryota; Fungi; Ascomycota; Eurotiomycetes; Eurotiales; Aspergillaceae
Exons: 2
Coding region: 102-1415 (437 amino acids)
Source: RefSeq, a predicted model, not a curated record
CGACGCUUCGCUGCUCGUCCCAUAUCCUGGCCUACUGCUCCGCCCAAUAGAUCCACGUUCAUUCUGCGUCGGAAGCCCUUUCUGUUCAGGCUGACUGGACGAUGUCGUCCUCCGCUGCUGCGGUCGCACCUGCGGCGGCAGCAACUUCCGCUAAUACUGCCGCUGCCGCUGCCGCUACAUCGGCCGAUACUCAACCGGAAACGCCGACACAGACUUCAGUCCCGACAUCUUCAACAUCGGAAUCACCCACAACCCAAGUGCCAACGACUACCGAAUCUUCGACAUCAUCUUAUACCUCUUCAACAUCAUCAUCUUCGACGACCACAACAGCCCCGGCGGAACCUACGACGACGAGCACCUCAUCGCAAACAACAUCAACAUCAACAUCGACAACGUCAACCUCAUCCUCAUCGUCAACGACAACAGAUCCCGUUCCUACCAGCACUUCUGCGUCAGAAACUAGCCGCACCGUCGAUGUCGUCACAACUGUCGUAACACAAACACCUACCAAUGGCUCUACGGGAGUAGAAACCCUCACUAUAACCUCGACGGACACAUCGAUUCCAACAGCCACUGCGGGGACGGCGGCGGACGGGGCUUCUAUCACUGGAAGCGGCUCAUCGGCUACAGGGACUUCGAAGAGUACCAGCAGCGGUAGCUCUUCCGGACUUUCAGCAGCUGGCACGAUAGCAGUCGCAGUAGUUGUGCCUGUCGCAUCUGUGGCUCUUAUCGUCUUGGCUGCCCUCUAUUUUUGGAGGAAAUGGAAAGCGAAGAAGGCGGCAGAGGAGGAAAGAAGAAAAGAGGUAGAGGAAUAUGGCUUUAACCCGAAUAACGAUCCAUCCCUUCCACCUAUCAUGGGCGGAAGUGCUUUUGAGCCCAAGGAUGAUACCUCCGGGUAUCGCGGGUGGGGUACCACGUCAGCAGGCCGGAAAGCAUCGACCAAUCUUUCGAGUAGCGCUGGGGUCGGGCUAGCUAUGUCUGAGGCCGGAAGCGCGCCUGGGUAUCACCAUGCCACUACUCCGAGUGACGGGACUAUUCAGUACUCUGAGGGCCAGGGUACGUUAGGCGAGACUGAACCGAUCGGGGUCCUUGGUGCUGCUCCAGCAGCCGCGACAAACACUCGGAAUGUCGAUAUUCAUCGUGGUCCAUCAAAUGCCUCAUCUGCAUACUCUGCAGCCAACCGAUCGGAGGCCUCGGACGAAAGCCAUAUGUCUGCCACACACCCUGCCGGUGGCUUUUAUGACGAUAAUCCAUAUUAUAGCGAUAUUCAACCGCAGUAUGGGGCUUAUGGCGACGGUCCGUACGGCGGUGCCCCCCCGGUCAUUCGGGAUGUUCAAGCACGGCGUAACACGCGGAUUGAAAAUCCCGCUGUGUUUCCCCGGCAAGGAAAUGCCGGUAUUGCCCAGAAUUUCUAGGUUCAGACAUUGUACCUUUUCUUCCUCACCUGGCUACACACCUUUCCAGCCUGUAUAAGGUGCUUCUCAACCUCAUGCGGUCCUGACAAGUGGGUUGAGUUUUAUGCCAAGAAAAUGGGGGAUCAAGAAUCAAGCAUCGCCUUGUCUCUUUGCCCAAAUGAAAUUUUUUUUAUCGAAGAUGCCAUUUCUCUCAACCUACAAGGGACUGCAUCAAUAUUCGAAAUCACAGAUUCCUGCGAUCUUGCAAAGGUCGCCAAGGUAUCAUCAUCAGGCUGGCUUGUCUUGCCUUCUUCUAUCUUUCAAUUAUAUUUUUACACUCUUUCUG